Molecule: messenger RNA, 4085 nt
Organism: Salpingoeca rosetta
Lineage: Eukaryota; Choanoflagellata; Craspedida; Salpingoecidae
Exons: 13
Coding region: 567-3365 (932 amino acids)
Molecular function (GO): protein binding
Source: RefSeq, a predicted model, not a curated record
CUCUUGUGGGGUUGCUUGGUUUUGCCGCACUACACACACACACACACACGACUGCCUGACCUGACUGCGCCAACCAACAAACCAGACCGAACCGAGCCAAGCCAGACCAGAUAUCCGGUGCUGCCACACACACGCCACACACGCCACACACACACGGCACAACCUGGAUCCACGUCUGCAUUCCUGCCUACGUUCCCAACCAACCCACAACACACACACACACACACACACAACUCUCAAACACAAGCCUGCCCCCUCCCAUCUUCGUCCAGAUAGAUUCCUUUGCGGGCGUGAAGAGGGCGGCAAGCCGUGUUUUGCUGACGCCGCGUUCGCAGAAGGAACGGCGUCCACCAUCACGGCUCCUCUUCGACACCUCACGUCUUCCUCUGGAGGCAGCGGUGCUGCACCACAACAACAACAACAACAACACCCGAGCUGCGCCGACAGUUUGACAACACCUAGGAUACCACAGCCAACACCAACAACAACAACAACAACAACAACAACUACUACUACUACGACAACACCACCAACGACUGCACCCGCCGCCACACGUUGUGAACAGCAUGCUCCAAGCGAUGGACGGGUAUUCGCACACCACCACCGCCAGCAACGACGGCGCGACAACCGUCGCCUCGUCGGCCUUUGCUGAUCCCCACCAGGCUUCCUCCACCCGCGCCUUCUUCGCCAGUACUGCGAGCACCAGCUCAAACACAAGCAGCAGCAGCAUCAACACCGCCGCCGUCGACAGCCACGCGCGCGUCAACACCAACAACGCCAGCUACGUGCCAACGCAGCAGCAGCAGCAGCAGCAGCAGCAGCAGCACUACCACUACACGCGUUCAGCCUACCAACAGCAACACCCGCUGCGCCAGCCACGCCGCAGCUUCCCCGACUCGUCCUCGCACACGUCCGCGUACCUCGACCUGGCCACGGACACAGACAGCCACCCCUUUUUCCACCAGCUGACACCAACGGCAACGGCAUAUUCGUCGUACCAUGCAGAGGCAGCGUCCUCCGGCCAAUCACGGGGCGAAUUCGACGAUGAGAACUUCCAGCGCUUUGUGGCGGACCUCGUCGACGACAGCGACUAUCCAAACACCCCAAAGCAGCUCUCCCACCCCUCCAGCGCCACAAGCAACGGGCAGCCUUCGACGGAGCCGCACUCGCCACGCAAAGACACCGGGUGGGCGAGCCAUGUCGAUGCGCUCGCACCAACGCCCUUUGUCACGUCCUCCCACUCUGUCUGGGCACCCGGCUCCACCAACGACACACCGCUCACCGCCAGCCAGGCCAACGACCCUGCUCGCAUGGCAUUCGAGGGUCAUCCCUUGCCAAAGGAUGACAUUGCGUCGCAGUUGAACCAGCUCACCCUUGAUCCGCUUCCCAAGCUUGAAUUCGGAAUCGGCCGGCCGCAAACGUCUGCGCCGCUGUCGCAUGACGGCAUUGCGACGCUGGACCGCGCACAGCACUCGCGCACAGCCGACAUUGCGCUGCUGGACUCGUACCAGCGCGAACGCGCCGUGCAUGCACCACACCAGCAACAGCAGCAGCAACAGCAGCCGCCACAGCUGCACCGCCGCCUGUCGCCGCAUGAGCACUAUCGCCUCAAGCAGCAGCAGCGCCAGCAGCAGCACAAGCAACAGCAGCAGCUGCAACAACUGCAAGAGCAGCGCGCCACGUCAACCUACUACACGUACAACCAGCAGGGACAGGUUAACGCGACCAACAACGCCAACGCCAACGCCAACGCAGGCCUUCCCCCGCUUCGCCGCACCCGCAGCGCAGGCAUGGACGUGCCACCGCCCACCUCCCCCCACCGCGCCACGAGCCUCGCUGGCCUGCACGGCAUCAGCCCAAGCCUGAACGACCUGUCGCCCCACGCGCUCUCUGGUGGCUACUCGGCCCUCUCCUCGGCACGCGACACGGCCGUUCCCAGCACUGGCACAACACCGCCAGGCACCGACGACCAUCGCCUGGCUGUGCUCGAGCACCUUCUCCAGCCGAACGUGGCGAUUGAGCUUGGCGUUGCGAUGGACGCCGACGGCUUUUUCCGCGUCAGCGACGUCGCUGCUGCCAGCAAGCAGUGGAAGGACGUGGAUGUGGCGACACUCGCCCUCAAGUCGCGCUGCAUCCAGCUCGACACCACCAUGUCCCGGAUCAGGCUGAAUGUGCGGGACCACCACAACCAGCACCAGCAACAGCAGCAGGCUGUCUCGCCCGUGGUUGAUCACCGCUCUCCCUCGCGCCCCGCCACUGCUCCACACGACGCCCACAUGAACGCCCGCGCGCACCUGCGCUCGACGCAUGAACCAGCCUUCCACGCCCCUCAGCAGCAGCAGCAGCAGCAGCAGCAGCAGCAGCAUCAAGUGAAUGUGGCGCCAGCGGACAUGACGGUGCCCAGCGGCCAGAUGGCGUACGCGUACACGAUGCCAGCACAGCCCGUGCACGCACACGCCCACGCCCACGCCCACGCGCAGGUGCCUGCGUCCACGGCGCAAUUCACCACCAUCAACGGUGUUCCCCAGCAGUUUGUGCCAUUCAACCCAAACGUGAUCAACGUCAUUCACAGCCAGGCGUCCCACCAGCCCCAGCUCUCGGCCCUGCAAGCCAUCCCCCAACAGCAACACCAGCCGUCGCAGCUUCAGCAACAGCAGCAGCAGCAGCAGGCAGUGCAGGUGCAAGUGCCCAUGCAGACUGCGCCUGUGAUGUCGCGCCACUUCUCCCACCAGCGGCUCGACACCAUGGCAGGCCAACGUGCCAUCCCUCCCAUGAACAAGCGUCACUCCAUGCCCGCUGGCGGCUACAUGCCCCAGGCAUACGGCGCCAUGGGCACCGCCGGCCACGCGUUGGUCGAGGAGGACGAGCGCGCUCUCCAGGACGCCGGUUGCCUGCAGGCAUCGAUGGCCGGGCGGCGGUCCUUCCAAGCACACGGCCCAGCCUCGCACCAGCACGCGGGCGGCAACGGCGGCAGCAUGCAGGGGCGCCCGCAGCACCGGCGCAAGGGGAAGAAGUGGUCGGAGUUGAUUGAAGAGCAGAACGUGCCCGAAUCCGAGCAUGACCUGUGGUACUUUAUGAAACUCAUUCGCCUCCACAAGUACACGCCAAAGUUCUACGGCAUGACCCUCGACCAAGUCAAGGCGCUCACGGAUGAAGACUUGACCAACAUGGGCAUGACAAAGGGUGCCCAAGGCAAGCUUCGUCUCGAGCUGUCGCUUCUGCCGCCAGAUGCAAAGACGUUCCCGCGCCGCCUCCGCCGCGACCGGUAUGAGAAGCUCAACAAGCAAAAGGCGGAGGCGAGUGCCGCUGCUGGGAACGACGGAACCGACGACACCAACACGCCCUCCUCCUCCUCCUCCUCGUGAAUGGGCACAGCAUAAGGACCUGUGCUGCGAGGCAGCAGGCGACACUGUCGUGUGCCUUGUUCAUGUGUUGUUUGCGUCUCAUGUGUGGGUGAGCGUGUGCGUUUGGUUAUGGUUUCGCUUGUGUUGAAGCGACGAACUACACACACCACACAUGCACAUGCGCACACGCACGUGCACACGCACAUGCACGCUACGCAUGCGUGUGUUUGUCUGCGCUCCCUUUGUUUGUCAUUUUGAUUUGUUCUUUUCGUUGUUUUGGCUGCAUGCAGCUGCGUUUCUAUCUUUCAUGUGUUUGUGAUGUGACCGGAACUGUCACCCGCCGUGGUGCAUUGCACGUGCGUGAAGUUUCGUGUUGUUUGUGUCAGCGACCGUCGUGGUGUUUCUUUUGUUGUUGUGUCGCCGCAUGCAUGUUGGUUGCAUGUGUGUCGUGCGACUUGGAAUGUGUUUGGCUGGUUGGAAGGGUUGGUCAUCACUCGUGCGUGCCAGUCGCGCCCCCAAAGUGGUUUGUUGAUGGUCGGCUUACGGCGUCAUAUGCUUAGUACCUUGCGCCAUGUGCAAGGUUGUGUGUGUAUGUGUGUGUGUGUGUGUGUGUGUGUGUGUGUGUGUGUGUGUGUGUGUGUGGUUUCUGCUCAUGUUACCUCCAACCUUCUUCUUGAUUGGUGACUGUGGGUGGUGCCCGUGGUUGUUGCCUGUGAUCUUGAUUGAAUCUUUGUGAAGCAC